CGUUGUGCAUGUCGUUUUGUGAUCAAAUUUGUUAAUGUAGCGCGGCGUGCUUUAAUUUAACAAAAAAAUAUGGAAACUACCGAAAAGAGCGACGACAAAAAAAUCAUCGAAUUAGAAGAGCGAGAGAAGAUAUUAAAUUCGGAGAACAAAAGCUCUUCGCCGCCGAUACUCGAAAUCGAAAACGGAAUCAAACUAAAUAAGACUGAUAUUAAAGAAGGCCGAGAGGUACAACCAAAGAAGAUACCGAUCGGUGGUAUACAGAUGCCUGGAUUUUUUACGAGGAGCAAAUCGAAGGAAAGGUGCAAGGAUACGGAAAAUGAUCAAAAUAGUGAGACUGAAGGGGUUGAAUUAUUGCAAGCGAAGGAGGAAGAGGAAGUUAAAGGACCGCAAACCCGUAUUAAAUUGCCAAAUCCGUUUAGAAAGUCAAAACUGAUUAAUGAAGAUGAAGGUGAGAAAACACCCGAACCGAAAGAGAAAAAGAAAUUACUAAAUACGAUACGACUACCUUUAGUCUCAGUUUUUCCAAGGAAGAAAAAAGAGGAUCAAAUAAGCAAUCAAUCGGCUAAGGCCGGUUUGGCGUCUAUAGAAACACUAGAUGAGACUGAUAAAAGUGCUGAUAGAAAAGAAGACGACUUAAAGAAUGUUUGUUUGGACGUAAAUAUUGACCAGGAAAAAUGCGAGCUAGAAAAACAGCAGCCCGUAGAGCAACCCUCUUGGAAGCAUAAAGUGAGAGCUUAUCGCAUUAUUAUAAGUGCCUUCCUUGUUUUGAUCAUGUUUAUUAUUAUCAUAGUAACUGUAACUUUACCAAUAGCACCAGAGCAUUCAGUGGCGAUUAGGGAUGGAAGAUUUGUGGAAACUAUUACUAGUUGUGGAAAAGUUGAAGGGGUUCUUGAAGAUGGGGCUGUAGCCUUCCGUGGAAUCCCCUACGCUCGUCCACCAAUCGGUGAGCUGAGAUUCAAAGCGGCGCAUCCCUUAAAUUCCAUCUCUUAUUGCUGGAAUAAUACAACACCUCUGCUAACACAUAACGCAACGGAUUAUUGCCUACAAAUUUACAGCAACGGAACAACUGCAGGUACGGAAGAUUGUUUAACUCUAGACGUGGUUACGCCCUACGUUCGAUACGACACGCCGCUUCCUGUUGUCGUUCUUAUUGGUACUGAAAGUUUAAUCGGCGGUUCGCCCGGCAAAAUGCGUCCGUCGGCCAGAUACGCGAGGUCUCGUGACGUCAUAUUUGUGAGGCCGAAUUUUAGGCUUGGAGUGUUGGGAUUCUUAGCAGUCAGUCAGUUGACGCAGUCGGUUCAUUUGCCCACCUCGGGUAACUACGGUCUGUCCGAUAUCGUUGAGGCGUUACGGUGGGUCCAAUACAACAUCGAGCACUUCGGUGGGGAUCGUAAAUCCGUCACAUUGUUCGGUCACAGAGCCGGUGCUACACUUGUAACGGCUCUGUCUGCCAUGAAAGGUGCAGAAAAGUUAUUCAAACAAGCCUGGGCUACUUCUGGUGGAGCUAUAUAUCCGGGAAAAACUCUUGUGGAGUACGAGAUGGAAAAUAAAAACUACAUGCCUAGUAUUCAAUGCGAAACUGCUCAGUGUUUGUUAGAUGCCGACGCCGAUAUGUUAGUAAGCUCUGUUAUUGACACGUGGAGAAAACCUCAACCUGAUUUACCGUCAAGAUUAGAAGAACCGGAUAAACGUCAUGAGUGGUUGGUACUGGAUGGUAACAUUCUCAAGGAACAUCCUGGAAAGGUGUGGGCUUCUGAAGAAGGCUUUCCAGUCAAACUAGUUUUGGGGACUACCGCCCAUGCGGCUGCGUCGGAAACGCUAUACUUAAAGUACAAAUCAUGGUCAGAAGAUCUCGUACAACAGCACAUUAAAGAGUCGAAGUUAGGGCAGUUAAACAUGGUCGAUGAAAUUUUAAAAUUAUAUCCUUCAACCUACCAAGGAUUGAGUGCCAUGAUAUCCGAUAUACGCAUAGUCUGCCCAUUGCUAGCGGUAUCUACGCAGAUGCGUAACGUGCCGUUUUACGUAGUCACGCAAAAUCGAGGCGAACUAAACGUUGCCGACGUCGAUUCCGACGUCGACGCAAUUUUGGGCCGCUACGAACCAAAAACGGCGGAGCAAAAGCGAUACGUAUCCGCAAUGCAGCAAUUGUUUUAUUAUUACGUUUGGCACGGCAAAAUUCAGCCCGUCGAACACAUCAAUAACAAAAUUCUUAUUGUUGAGCAAGAUGUUUUGUUGGCAGCUAACUACACUCAUUGUGAUUAUUGGAUUACUAAAGAUAUUGUUCCUCGAUAUGCACAAUUAGAUUAAAGAUUCCAUGAUCUUUGACUGAAAAAUAUCAAUGCUUGUCCAUUUUUAUUUUAAUAAUAAUAACUUGGUAAAUAGUUCUCGUGGUGCUGACGAUUGAUACAAAAUUUAUUAAUUUGAUAAAUAACAGUGGCGCCAAAUAAGAUUAUUGAUUGAAAUUUAUAAAUUCCAACUGAUGAGGCUCGAGUAUUGAUUGAAAAUUUGUAAAUUCCAACGGAUGGCUCUUUCAUAUGGUUUCCAAAUCUGACCAAUCUUCUGAGAUUGUGUAGAUGUCAAUAUUUCACGCAAAUUCUCUGACAUUAAAUGGUUAAUACAUUUCCUAUGUCGGUCGGUUAGACCUAGGCUAAGCUUUUUAAAGAACUAUGAAUGAUAACACAAGCAUUCCAGGCUAUUUAAUUUCCAUAUGCAUGGUAUGCGCGUACAGAUUAGUGUCAUCAAAAUACAGUGAUAUUCAUGUAGGGGUAGACAUAGGAAUUUCCUAUAGGAAUUUUUACUUUUACAUUAUAAAAAGUCUCCUGAAAGACGCCUAAUUUUAUGCAAUCAAAAUAACUUCUUGAAACAAAUAAAGAUCUCGCUGUUUUAUUAAUUUUAAUCUUGUUGCUUUGGCUUCACAGAAAAUAAAUCUCUUAAGCUCCUUUAACUGUUAUCGGCACUAUACCAAAACGCCAACAGCCAAUGUGCUGACCAGGAUCAUUUCCCAAAUAAAAUGUUUAAUUAUUAUACGCCAACGUGACCAAAAGAGUUAUGGCAAAAACUAGUGAUGCGCGCAUUCGAAUGAAAACUAUCGAACUAUUCGAUAGUCGCAAACCAUUCGAAUAAUUCGAUAGUGGACAAGUAAUUCAUUCGAAUGAAUUGUCUUCAAUGAACGAAUUAUUUGCAAUUGCACACACAGUUCAUAAAUACUAAAUACCUUAUGUUACGUUGAAAAAUGUAAAUAUUAUUUAUUUCUUAAUCCAGAUGGUCACGGUUUGGGAUUGGGAAUUAUAAAUUUUAUAAUACCUACAUAAAAUAUAAAGCGUCGUUUACUAAUUACUUAGUAAUUACUCAUACCAUACGCAUUAUAAAUUUAUAAGGCAUAAGCAAAGUGAAAAAAGUCGAUGAUUUACAUUUUUAUUCGAUAGUUGUUCACGAGGUUGUUCAUUUAUAAUUUAUAUAAGAUCCAUGUAUUUGUAUAAGUAAUACACAUAAAGGAAAAAAAUUAUUCAAAAAAUUCAUUCGAUAGUGAAUUCAUUCGAUAGUACUUAUUACUAAAUAGUAAUUUAUUCGAUGGUUUUUUUUUCUCGAUAGUUCCCAACACUAGCAAAAACCGACAUAACCCAUGUCCAAGCAUCGAAAACGGUUUUACUUAAUCUCUAAAUAACCCUUCUCAUAAAUGUGUUGCAUUCAUGGCGUUUUUCGCACCCCCACAAACAGUAUUGAUUCACUCUGCAUUACCCUAACACUGGCAAAAUAGUUCUAAAGGGAUUUCUGCACAAGUGAAUUUCCCAUGUCAACAUUUUGUCCGUCAGUAUAAUGGUCAAACAUAUUUGACAGUCCUGGUCAGUACAAUAUUCUUUGGAGUUUUGGACAUUCUGCGAAAUUCGUGUUGACGUCUAUAUUGCACCUUUCAGGUGUUCAUUCUGAGAACAAUUUUCGGCUUCUGUUCCGUCUAAAGAUUUUGGAACAAAAAGAAGUUUCACGAUACUAAAGCAUUGCUAUGGACACAGUAAUUUGGUACACCCUGUAACGGUUGUUACAUUCUAGGACUGAAAUACCUAGUCGUGCAAUAACAAAAAUUUGACUAGAUCCAAAUUACCAUAUAUUAAUUAAAAUUGAUCAUUCAAAAAUCUGUCUUCCUCUGCAGCUCUCCACAAUGUUAAAUUUCAAAAUCAGGAUCUCUACUAUUUCAAACUAAUUUAGUGUUCUCAUAAUUAAAUAAUGAAAAUUAUUAUUACUCUUUUUCACAAAUAAAUUAUAAUCUUAAAAUCUAAAUUUUGAACUCAAUUGGAAAAUUCUCAUUAUUUAAUAUUACAUUCAAACGGAAAAACUUAACUUUCUUUUAGAUGGGUCCAUACAAGAAAAACCAUAUACCUACAGUCAUUGUUUAAAUACUUUAAACAAUGCUACAGUAUAGUUCCUCUGUUUAAAACAAUGUCCCAAUCUUUAUUAUUAUUUGAUUGGCAAUAAAAUGUUAAAAUUCAAAAACUUAAGGACCAGGUCGAAUUUGAAUAUAAAAUCAAACGUUUAACUACACAAUCGUAAAGAUAACGAUGUCCCUCCGAUGUCGCUCAACUGGAAGCACAGAAUCAUCUCCUAAAUAGACUGAAAUAGGGGACAUUCCGAAAAAUUAUUAAGCUUCAUAAAUGGAUGGCUAUCUUGAAUGAUCGUUGAAAACACGCUUCCUCGACGGUAGAUGUUAGUGUUGUUAAAAUAUUUUUACGCAGGCAAUUUCUACAGGUGAGCGGCUAUUACUUUGUGCUUACUGUUUUUUAAAUGGCCGGUACACUUCUGAUUGACGAUUUAGUGUUUCGAAUUGAAAAUUACUAAACUAAACACUAGCUCUCUCCACAAAACGUAAUUCUUCGCGUCAAAUUGCAGGUGCUCGAUUUUGAAAUUUUCUGAGGUACUCUUCACUCUUCACUUAUGGAUGUUCACUAAAAAAGUCCGCUAACGGUCCCAAGCGAAAAUCCCCGCGACUUUCUUUUUACUGUUGCGCUUCCAAACGUGCUCAUUCGUGGCUUGACGCGUAAUGCCUGACGGCAAUAAAUGAUUCCCUCACUUUAAAUUUUGAGAACUUCUUCCCAUUCGAAUUUAUUCUACUAAUCGACUAUAACUUCCUUCCAACCAAUGAGACCCCUAGAAAUCCAAACUGACAGAUUCGUGUGCACUGGUUUCCGUAGAGUCGACAAAAACAAACGCUACGCGACAUCCUGACAAAAUCCGAUCUGUCUCAGUAGGAUACAGUGUAAUGCUAGUUAAUUUCGCUGCGCUUUGCGACUUUCUGGCGUCGUCUAUUUUUGUACGCAUUUACCUCGACAGGGCCGUACUCCAAAUAAAAAAUCGAAAUAAUAUAGUUUUGUUCGCCAUAAAUUCAUUCGCUUUAUUGGUGAAACUGUUUCAAGCGCUCAAUCGUGCUUCCACAAAUUUCAGUAUUAGUUGGUUUGGUCGUUUUUUCCAUGUAUGCAAUAAUAGCAAAAUGCCUUCUCAUUUCCAAGAAACGAUAGGCAACUUCCAGAGAAAGAUUGGGUUCUUGUGGUUCUUUGUCGAUUGAUUUCUGUUUGAUGAGAGUCUUAGUGGAACAGUCUCUUUUGAUAAUUUGCCUUGGCUGAAACCCAGCCCACUCAAAAAUAAAGGCAAAAUAAAAAAAUAAACGAAAUAAAAUAAUUCAUGAGAAAUAAAUGUUACAUCGUACAAGUUUUUUUCCUCAGUCCGUUCUUUAUCAUUUCGAGUUUCACGCACGCAAUCUCUACAGCUAAGUGACAAUUACUUUGUGUAUACUGUAUUUUAAAUGGCGGCUACAGUUUGAUCGAGCGCUUUAAAACACUAAUUCUGUCCACAAAACGUAAUUCUUCGCGUCAGAUAACGAGUGAGAUUUUGACAUUUGCUAACGUACUGGCAGAACUUCUCUUCACAAAAACGUAAAAUCACCCGAUCGCAAAAAUUAUCACCUUUUUACUGUUGUCAGUUCUUUCGUGGCUUGACGCGUAAUGCCCCACGGGAAUCCCUGGACCACGUAAUUCCCACCACGUUACAUUUUGAGAACUACGGCAGUCAGAGAUUCAAAUACCUAAUCUAUCAGUCCCCAUACAGCUAUCCCCCCAUUUUGUCAAAUUUGACGUUUUUUCUAGUGAUCGAUUGCGCUUGGUUUGCACCCCUCCGUUUUUCAGUUACUCCAGAUACAAAAUUCCAUACUGUCGCCCCAGUGCGCACACGAUUGCAUUGCGCGCGGCCGGUUUCAAAAUUACGAUAGAUUCAAAUUGGGGGAGGGGGGGGGGCGAAUCCAUAACUUCCUCCAAUUUUACAAAUAAUUAUUCUUUCACAGAGCAACCGAUUGCACUUGGAUUGUACAUCUUUGCGCCCAAACACAACACUCCAUACUGUCCCACCAGUUUUUCAAAUUUGAUGUUUUUUCUAGUCAUAUGGUUUAGGCUUCUUGUGGCCCGAGUACUUUCGUUUGAGACCGCGGCGUUUCCCAGUUGUUCGAAUUGCAAAACUCCAUAAUGUCGUCCCAUUUUUCACAUUUGACGUUUUUUUAAGUAAUCGCUUGUGCUUGUUUUGCGCAUGUUGGCGUCCAGAAUACUUUCGUCUGCAUUUUUAAAUCAUUCCAAAUACAAAAUUCCACCCCCCCCCCCCCCCCAUGUGUGACAUGUGACGCAGACGAAGGUAUUCGCGGCAUAAACCAACCGUAAGCAAUGUCAAACAAAGAUAUUCGAGGCGCAAACCUGCGCAAUCCGUUGCCCUGUAAAAAAAUUAUUAUUUGUCAAAAUUGGGUCACAGGUUAGUUUUCGGUGAAAUAACAAACAAAUGUGGGGUUCACGGUUCACUUUACGAUCAUUAUUAUCACUCCUCACUCUUUCCUUCUCUAAGAACCAGACCCACGUCCACGCGCCCGCCGCUGUGUGUAUCAUAUACAUAACCUCAUUUACAUCAGAGUGGGAUGGAAAGAGAGAGAACUAUGGCAACCUUGCAAGAGAAAACACUAUCGAAAAUAUUAACACUGCUCGUCGGCCAUUUUGGAGCCCACUGACAAUCCACAUGUGCAUAAAAAAGUGUUUAAGGUUACACAAUACAUGCAGUUAGGGCAUAGAAUGUUUUGCAAACAUCAAUUGUUAUUGGGCUAUGUAUAAUACCUAUGUCCUAUAGUUGUUUGAAUGACGGCAUUUCCAUGGUGGGAUAAGGAUAACGUAGAUAUCGAAGUCCCCUCCACUUUGGUAAAGAACUAAUGGAAAAAGUCCUGGUUAAUUAUGCCUUGGGAGCUCACAUUCCAAUCAGCGUAUUGUCUGAAUACACAUAACAUAACGCUCGGAAUUUAUCAAUUUAAUGCACGUACCAAUUGUCAGCACCUUUUGCUUUAUAAAACCUACCUAUAGCUCUUUCAUUAAAAUUACUUCAAUAAUGCAAUGUAGGAAAUACAAAAUUAAGUAUUUCUUACAUCUAUAAGUCCUUUGGUUUGUUAAAGAUGAAGUGUAAUCAAAAUAUUAAGUUUAGCAGUAUUGUGAACGUGUACUUCUACUGUAACCGAACGGGCGGUUCUAAUUUUUGUAUAAACAAUGAUCUCCGUUUGAUGUACUUGGUAAUAUUGAUAAGGCCUAAUUUAUUUAGAUAUGUAGUAACUUAUUUUAUACUUUUUAAUGCUUGUACAGUAAGACUAAGCUGCGGUGUAUUUAAGAAUUAUUAGCUCAAAAGAUGCCAAUGUGAUCUUCGGCAAUCAAGUUGAAAUUGUUUUAAGCUAAGUUCAUAUCCAAUGUGUGAAGGUGAGUGAAAACCAAUUACAGAGAUUUUGUUGACCAAAUCUGUAAUAUUUCGUUGUGAUUAAUUUGUAGCUGUCAAGUUUGAGAUGAAAUUAGGCAACCCAACUUUUGAUACAAACUUUUAUAAGCAAUAGUCUUUAAAUUAAACAAGUGUACUUGAUGUACAGAAUAAAACGCUGGGCACAAACUGUAGCAAUUUUCAAUUGUUAAGAAACAUGUAUAGUUCUAAUGUCAACAUUCACAUUCAUCAGUCAGCCUGCUUCCAACGGAAAAAAAGAUUGAUUCUGUACGAAAACUGUAGUUAAGAUAUCGAAAUCAACUGUGUGAUGAGAUUGUUUUAGGGUAAGUGAGAAAGAAACAUACGAACAUUGUAAUAGAACACAUUUAUUCGUGCCAAAAAAUUUGUAACAUUACAUCUUUGGACGCUAUAUUUUUGGUAAAAAAACAUUAAUCAAGUAACUUGGUAGACUGGUUUGUAUUUUU
This is a messenger RNA of Photinus pyralis (common eastern firefly), 8237 nucleotides long. RefSeq names its product neurotactin-like. The record is from RefSeq and is a predicted model, not a curated record. Lineage: Eukaryota; Metazoa; Arthropoda; Insecta; Coleoptera; Lampyridae. The coding region runs from base 70 to 2307 and encodes 745 amino acids. The transcript is spliced from 6 exons.